Molecule: messenger RNA, 5016 nt
Organism: Pseudozyma hubeiensis SY62
Lineage: Eukaryota; Fungi; Basidiomycota; Ustilaginomycetes; Ustilaginales; Ustilaginaceae
Exons: 2
Coding region: 1-5016 (1671 amino acids)
Source: RefSeq, a predicted model, not a curated record
AUGUGCGAAGGACGGCGUGAAGCAUUGUGCGGUUUGGAGAGCCUGCUGCCGGAAUGUUUUUCCAGCUCUCGGUGCGAUUUCCUCCACAACGUCCAAAGAGUGUUCACCACCAAUUCUUCACAGCUUCAUCCACAGCUCGAACCACCACCGCCGAGCUUCUCGCUGACCUCGAGCGCCAGUAUCGACCAGUCGGAAAGGAUCGGGAUGCCACCGGCUACGGAGAAACAAGCAAUGGCUGCCGAUGCAGGUCCAUCAGCCCUUGCACUGGCCUCCAUCACCACCUCGGAACAGCUCGUCAAGACGCUCCGUGUGCCCCAACCACCGCCAAACGGGGUACGUAUGAUCGACAUUGCUCUCGACGCAUGGCAGUCGCACGACCUCUUCGUACCCAAGAAAGCCGAGCUGCUGUCCCAAUGGGCUCUCGAGCAUCUGUGCUCUUCGCUCAAGUCUUCGUCUUCUUCCUCAGUCCCCAGCACACCCAAUAAGGGCAAGAACAAGGCCAAGCAACAGCAGCACAUCUCCGCCAGCCCCGUCGAAUUAGACCCAACAUCCUGGCAGCUUCUAUCAGACAUUGUGACAGCCCAAAUAAGUGCAAGCUCCGACCUGUCAGAAGCUGCCAAGAGAAGCUGGCUUUCGCACCUUGCGAACACACAACCAGUGCUGACUUUGGCAGGCUCCUUGGCUAGGCAACUCAAUCAAGACGCUUCUCUUUCAUUAGCAGAGCGCGAACAACUCCUGGAGACAGCUGCGAGCUCCCUUCAGAAGCUUUUGCCGCCGGCCACUUCAAGGACAGCCGCCACCAAUGUUGAAGCUGCGACAGAUUCUAUACAGGCGUGGCUCGACUUCUUUGGGCAAACACGCUCCGCGGAAGAGCAACGUACUGGAUAUGCGAUCCUUCAUUCUAUCACUUCGACUUGGUCGACAACCUUGCAGUAUGGAUCCAACGCCAAGAGGAAUCAUCAACACUUUUGCAACAGCGCAGUGCCGUCCCUCCUGCGUGCGCUACACUCUCUGCGCCUUCGAAACAUGGAUGACACCGCCGCAUCCACACACCGCGCUUUGCUUCUAGACACUGUCAAACAGAUCGCUGCUGACUCGCUCUUCACUGAAGACGUUCAGCGAUCCCUUUUGCAAGCAGGACGUCUCGCCCAGAACACAAGCACGCCCAGUUGGAAGGAAACUCACGUCGCUGCAUCGGGCGUCGUCUCUCAAAUCUGCGCCUCUCUGCAGGACCAGCAUCUGUCUCAGGCUGCACUUGGCUCACUUGCGAUCCUAGCGGACCUUCUCUGUGCCAAGCUGAGCCGGAGCGAGGCCCUCAACUCCAUUGCCUCCUCUAGCCAUCUGACGUCCGGCACUGUGCGCGAAGCUCAGCUCUCUCUGAUCCGCAAGACGAUGCUCUCCCAGUGGUACUUUCCCCUUCUACCUCACCUUGUCACCAGCGCUCAAGCUGUCCGCGGACAUCAGGCAGCAUCGCGUAGAAAUCUCCUUGCAGGGAUUGAGCGCCACAGUCUCUACACCAUCGGUUCCGAUGAAGCAGGAGAAUGGCGCUCGCUGUUCAGCGCACUCUUCGACACUGUUCAACACGAGCUGGGUCAGAUUGCUACCGACACAUCGUUGGCCGCCCAGGAUCAAAAAGCCGACCACUUUGCGUGCCUCGCCUCGCUAUGGCGACUCGAAAAGUCGGUCGUCGAAGACGAUCUGGUCUCCGUCAUGGCGCUGGUGGGCGCACAACGAGUUUUCAAAGCGGCCCUUUGGCUGGCAGAGGAUCUGUCAGCUCCCACGCUAGCAGCUCUGGACUUUUUCCGUGCGGUAGCAGCCAUAGAUGUGCGAUUCAGAACCGUCCCGUCCUUAGUCAACACUAUUCUCAGCAGCAUCCCGCUCGCAGCUGAGCAUCUCGCCAAGACGGACGACGACUCUCCUUCGGCAUCUCUUUUCGUGUCUCAGACCUUCCUGACCGAACUCGGCAAGCUCUGUCGCGCCAGCGUCACCGCCAUGCAGGUGCCGGAGCUCAUUCAGCGGCUCACUUCCCUAGCGCAGAACCUGGAUUCGAUAUCGCAGAGCAGCGCUACUCCCAAAACUUCCAAGAAGGCGCGCACGUCUCUCAGCAAUGCAGCCAAGGUGGAUGGAAAUCGAGCUCAGGGCGCGAAUGCUUUGAUCAAGCAGCUGCAGAUCGUAGCACAAGUCGUUCAGAGCGUCACCUUGGCACCUACUCUUCGCACACGGUCCGCUGCUGCAGCGGAAGAGCUGCACAACAACCUCAUUGUACCCUGCAUCGACCUGUGCCUGGCAUCUACACGCACAGCCGCAUCGUCUCCCACGCUUUGCGGCGUGGCUGCUGCUGCCUUGCGAGUCAGACAGGCGCUUCUCUCAGAAAAGUGGCGCUAUAACCCUGCCGAACCUGUCAAGCUCGACGGCUCUCUGCCCACAGAAAGUUUGACCUGUUUGGAAGAGGCAUUCGACGGGCGUGCCGACUCGUUCAUCGAGCUGCUUUCGGUCAAGCAAGAUGGAAGUCCGGAGCUGCAUCAGCUGCAGUUUCAGAUUGUACAGAGCUUGCUGCAGCGCGCAGAGAGGGACUCCUUCCUCGGACUGAGACAGUCUCGCUACUGUCGCUUGGUUUCCGAGGCCGACGGCCCAAUUCACGACCUUUUGAGCGAGUUGACGUCUGCCCCUUCCAUGAAGGGCCGCGCAUGGAGCGGUCGUCCCGACAGGAUCCGGAGGCGUUCCGAUUUGAUGCAGACCGUCUUGAUGGCGAUUGUCACUCGAUGGGCGCCGCUCUUCGAUUCGAUUGCAGCUACCGAAAGCAUGCAGCUGCUUGCUGGCACAAUCGUCAAUUCGGCACAGCCAAGCUUGCAACACGACGACGUGCAGAGCGGAAUGCGCUACAUCACAUCUUCGGCGCUUCGUAGCGCCUCGUUCCUCGAGCUGCCGAACUGGCGCAGGCACAUUGUUGCCACUCUUCAGCAAGAGCUGGCAUCUCAGCCUCUCGAGCGCCGGCUAGGAUCGACAGCGGCGCUUUGCAUCACCCCAUCCGAGUGGGUCAACAAGAGCGCACGCGGGCAGAUCCUGAAAGCCCUCCUCUCCCUCGACCGCGAAAUUGUCACCACUAAGCAUACCAACAAGGUUGCCGGAACGAUCUCAGCAACCCAGUGGAUAGAGCUGCGCAGCCUGCUGGCAAGGGUGCAAGAGUCAUAUGCUACAGAGGCCGGCGUCAGCAACGACGAGCUCUUUGAGUCUCUUCAAGCCUUUUGGUCGGUGUGCGCUGUCGAAGCCGAUGGAGCCCAUCUGCAGCAUCAUUGGGAGCGCGCUUCGCUGGCUGCACUUCACUCUGCAGCUCGUGUCCUACUUUCGCGCCUCAGACAAGACUCGAGCGCAUUGCAACGCUUCUCUGACGUGGUAAAGCAGCUUCGACGGGAUGCAGGUGUAGAAAAUGUCGACGACGAGGGUAGAAUCUCGCUCAAGAUGCGUGCUGCACAGCAAAUGCUGGCUACUCUCAACAGCGCCGAUUCUCAAGAUGCCGCAUUGCAAGAUGGAGCUGGAGGCGUGCAGACGAAUCUGGACGCGAUCCUUCAAUCGUCGUCUGCUCAUCUCGGGACUGCUGGCGAGGUGGUGCAGACGCUCGACUUGUUGCUUUACCAUCUUCGUGAGAUUCGACUGCUUGCCGAUCCGAUGAACGGGGAGCACGGUACGCUCCAGGAACUCCUACAAGGGCUCUCCAUGCAAGUCGUCAGGUCGCUUUGCAUCGUUUUCAGCCGCGUCAAUGCUUUGGCGGCCGUGGUCGAAGCUUCUAAGCUUGUGCGGCCGGCUGCUGAUGUCGCACUUGAGCUCGUGCGAUGCAUCGACGCCUGCGGCCAGGGCGUUACGGACGGCAACUCAGCUUUGGCAGCCUGCCUCGCAUUCUCGGCGCUCACUGCAUCGCUUCCAAGCUUGCAACAGCAGAGACGCGUGGCCCAAGGUGUCGAGCGCAUCGUCUCGCGUCUGGGAGCGGAAGAGUACGACGUUGUACUCUCCAAACUCUUGAUUGCUCUUCGUUCCACUGCCUCUGCCAGCAUCGCGGUGGAUGAUGUGGACGCCAAAGAGGCAGCCUCGAUGGAUGGCGACGAAGCUGCGCUCAUCAGCACCGUGGGUCUUGUACUUGGCGGUGCUCCUGAAGGCACCUCGAAAAUCGCCAGAUCGCACAUCUCGACUUGGCUCGCCACUCUGACCAGCAGUAAUGCGAUGGCCAACGGUGGGCGAGUCAAACUUUGUUCGAUGGUGGCUGCGAUCUCGGCGCUCGAUCUGCUGUGCAGCCAUCACGCGAUGCUCUUGCGCACGCAGGAUUUGGGGGCAGUGCUGCAGCUUUUUGCCACCGUCACUGGGCCCAGCUUGUGCGACGAGCCUCUGCAGAGUGUGGUGGAGAUGCAGCGAGAGGAACUGGAUGCAAUGCGCGCCAAGCUGUUCAAUGGCAUCGUUUCGACGCUCAGCUCGCUGAUGCGGUCGAGACAAGAUCUGGUCGUCGGAUUCUUGCCGCAGUUGGGACUGCUUCUGUCACGUCUCAUCACCUUGUUCCGACGCCUUCGCCGCAACGCCGCCGGCAAAAUCGAAGCGUCUGGCUCGCAACGUCGCUCCUUGCGUCGCGAUCUGCCCGUCUGGCUGGACCCCGUCCUCGUCUCUCCCCUCACUGCAGACUCGGAAGCACGUGCACUCUCGCGCCUGCUCUCCAACCUCGUCGCCAAAAACGUCUCUCUCAAACACCGCGCCUCCGACUCGACAACGGUCAAAGCCGAAUCCCUAGCCAGAGCGUUCAGCAAACACGCGACAUACGUCCUAGUGGCAUAUCUGAAGAGCCUCACCGCUCAAAACAGUGUGGUUCCCGUGGACGUCAGGACGGAGUUGGAAGUGGGGAUGAUGACGAUCUGUGCAAUCAUGGGGACUCAUCAGAGGGACGCAGCGAUGGUUGGGUCGUUGGAUAGCGCUGGAAAGGUGUUGUUGAAGAGGAUCUGGGGUGUGUUUGAGGGACAGAGGUACAAAGGUCAAUAG